GGGUGAUGCAAGCGCACAGCUGAUACUUUGAGUUGAUCUGUUGACAGCAGACGACAGCCAUAACUCGUCUGCUUACGGGACAAGAGGGAAUCAAUAUUUGGAUCCUACCAGGCCCAGAUUCAUCACAAGUGCAUAAUGAUCCUCCGAAUGAAGACUGGGGUCCUCACCCAUAUUCGCCGGACACACCUCAUUCGAAUCGAACCCAAAAGACGUUUCUGUCUUUCAACGAAUAAACAAGGAUUUCGUCUGCCAUCUGCGCCCAGAACCAGCGUGGUGUGCUCUGAUGUGACGCAUAGAGACUUGACGACGUCUCACAAGUCGCAGCCAUUCGAACACCGGAGUGACUUGCAGAAUGCCAAGAGGAUUGUCGUCAAGUUGGGCAGUGCUGUGAUUACCAGGAAUGAUGAGUGCGGACUGGCCUUGGGACGUCUCGCGUCUAUUGUUGAACAGGUGUCGGAGUUGCACAACCAAGGUAAAGAGAUGCUGAUGGUGACAAGCGGAGCGGUGGCAUUUGGGAAGCAAAAACUGCACCAAGAGAUCAUGAUGUCAAUGAGUAUGAGGCAAACUCUCAAUAUCAGAGAGUCGGCUAACAGGAAUGGUUCCAUGUUUGACGCCCGAGCUUGCGCCGCAAGUGGGAUGAGUGGACUGAUGGCACUCUAUGAACAGCUCUUCGGGCAGUAUGGGAUACAGACUGCACAGGUCUUGGUGAACAAGUCGGACUUCAGGGAUGAUCUGGUAAGACAGAACCUGAGCGGGACGUUAUCCGAAUUGCUCCGGUUUCGGAUAGUCCCCAUCCUCAAUACCAACGACGCUGUUGCUCCUCCACCGGCCAAGGAUUCUGAUUUGCAAGGUGUCAUCAGCAUACAGGACAACGACGCCCUUGCAGCCCGUCUAGCCUUUGAAGUCAAAGCAGAUCUACUUAUGUUGAUGACGGACGUCGAUGGGUUGUAUAGCAGUCCACCAGGGGAGGAAGGCUCCCGUCUUUUGCAUACAUACUCACCUCUGGAGGAGACCGGCAGUAUAGUCUACGGACAGAAGUCUCGAGUCGGAUUGGGAGGGAUGGACUCCAAGGUGACUGCUGCUACUUGGGCGCUCAAGAAUGGAACAUCAGUUGUAAUAUGUAACGGGGCGCCGUCCAAUACCAUCAUAGAUACUGUAGGAGGGAGAAAAAUCGGGACAUUUUUCACACCGACCCAGCAGACCGGGGCUCCCGUAGAAUUACAGGCCAUGCAAGCACGCGACGGUGGCCGUGUCCUCCAGUCGCUGACGGCGCAGCAAAGAGCAGACAUCAUCUACAGGCUCGCUGACCUGCUCCUCGAAAGGCAGACCGAGAUCAUGAACGCCAAUGAGAAAGACUUGGAAGCUGCCAGAAAGGAAGGUGUCUCCGGACCACUUUUGUCCCGUCUGUCCCUGAACGCAGCCAAACUUCACAACCUGGCCACUGGACUCCGCCAGAUAGCGGACAGUUCUCACCAAAACAUUGGCCGGGUGGUGCGGAGGACCCAGAUAGCUGAUGGAAUGGAGCUGCGACAGGUCACAGUCCCUCUGGGGGUUGUCCUCGUCAUAUUCGAAUCAAGACCAGAUUGUCUGCCCCAGGUUGCUGCCUUGGCGAUCAGUAGCGGUAACGGUCUCCUGUUGAAGGGAGGCAAAGAAGCCUACUACAGCAAUCGUAUGCUACACCAGAUCGUCCAAGACGCGCUGUCUACUCAUGUGACGAGGGACACUAUUGCUCUGGUGAGCAGCCGCGAGGACAUCCACGAUCUAAUGCAGAUGAACGAGUACAUUGACCUGGUCAUCCCGCGCGGCUCCACCUCUCUAGUGCAGCAGAUACAGAAGGAAAGUCAGGGGAUACCGGUCCUCGGCCACAGCGAAGGCAUUUGUCAUGUCUUUGUAGACAAGGAUGCUGAUAUUGAAAUGGCGAUGAAGAUUGUUCGCGACGCCAAGUGUGACUACCCGGCUGCGUGUAAUGCUUUAGAAACUCUGCUCAUCCACGAAGACCUGCUUAGGACGGAUUUCUUUGAUGCUGUAUGUGACGUCUUCCAAAAAGAAGGGGUGAAGAUCCACGCUGGUCCAAGACUGUCCAAUGUGCUAAAGUUCCCGCCGCCAGUGGCCAAACGAAUGAAGUACGAGUAUGGUGGGUUAGAAUGCGCCGUGGAGGUUGUUAGGAAUGUUGACGAUGCCGUGGACCACAUUCACAAAUACGGCAGCUCACACACUGACGUCAUUGUUACGAAAAAUGACACAGUUGCGGAGCGAUUUCUCCAAGCUGUGGACAGUGCAUGUGUCUUCCAUAACGCCAGCACAAGAUUUGCAGAUGGAUACAGAUUUGGAUUGGGUGCAGAGGUUGGUAUCAGCACCGGACGGAUCCAUGCCCGGGGUCCAGUUGGCGUGGAAGGUCUGCUGACGACCAAAUGGACCAUGAGAGGCAGCGGCCAAGCUGCCAGCGACUUCAGCGAAACAGGUGGUUUGGCGUAUUUACAUCAGAAACUCCCAAUUGAUGGCGGGGGUGAGUCAACGUCCGAGAGUGAUGGGGAGCAUCCAGUCAGGAAAGGAGGAACGAUGUGACCAUUAUGAGGCAGCCACUCCUGAAU
Molecule: messenger RNA, 2591 nt
Organism: Lineus longissimus
Lineage: Eukaryota; Metazoa; Nemertea; Pilidiophora; Heteronemertea; Lineidae
Product: delta-1-pyrroline-5-carboxylate synthase-like
Exons: 15
Coding region: 136-2565 (809 amino acids)
Cellular component (GO): mitochondrion; cytoplasm
Molecular function (GO): glutamate 5-kinase activity; ATP binding; glutamate-5-semialdehyde dehydrogenase (NADP+) activity
Source: RefSeq, a predicted model, not a curated record